Molecule: messenger RNA, 5766 nt
Organism: Besnoitia besnoiti
Lineage: Eukaryota; Apicomplexa; Conoidasida; Eucoccidiorida; Sarcocystidae
Exons: 1
Coding region: 1-5766 (1921 amino acids)
Source: RefSeq, a predicted model, not a curated record
AUGGUGUUGACGCGAGAAGAGGUUUCGGCUUCUUCCACUUCGUCCAACCGACUUCGACCCGCGAGCGCCGGAGCUCCAGAUCCUUUUCCUGCGACCAGGGGUUUUCAAAGCCAGGAGGAACCUACUGACGCUUCCUUCCUCUCGGACAGAAACGCCUGGGGCAGGCUCGGAGCGGACGGACGGGAGUCUUCCGCCGAGUGUGGACGCACACCGGACUCAGCGUCUUCCGCGUAUUCUCACUUCCGCCGUGAGAAAGCAACAAACCCUUGGAAUGUCACCGGAGAAGAGAGGACUGACACGAGCACGCACCCGAGCCGGGCAAUGUCUCAGGCGUGCGGUUCGUUCGCCGGGUCGCUUCGCGUCUCGGGGCAGGAAAUGGAGAGGCCGGGAAAGCCGCAGAGGAGCGCAGUCCUGCCAAAACGAAACCAUAGCAGACCGCUGGUGCCUUCCGCUGCUACAGAGCCACGGGGGGACAGGAUGGCCGUGGCGCCGUCUCGGCGGAGAUCGCCUCGACUUGAGAAAUUCGGUUUAAAGAGAGGAAUCGACGGCAGCGGCAGUGCUUCGCCAGUGCUCGGACGCCCCGCUGCCUGGGCGAACGGGCGCGCUCCAUUGUCUUGCUCCGCCGCUGAGCCUCCUGGACGGAAGGAUACAAAACACGUUUGCAGGGGAUGCUCACGUGGAGUCUGUCUCUGCUGUGUAGCAGCAAAACAGCGCGCCGGAGGAGAGCUGGAGAAAAGUGCGUCAAUCGCGUCUAGAGGGCGGAAACAAAUGGCUCCAGCGGACACAAAGCACAUCACAAACGGGAAGGGCGCGCCAGAGAGGCGGAGCUCUCGACCCUUGGCGACUGCGUCGCGAGUGAACCGUGCGACGGCGAGACUGAGGGGGGAAGUUGAGUCAGGCAGCAGUGAGCCUGUAGCUAGACCGUCUGAGGGACCAGCAGAACACGCUCAAGGGUCUCACAUGGGACUGACGGUCAGCCUGUCCACCAGACACUACCCAAAGGGGCAAGGAGCUGCACGGGCGGAUGAGGCACAAGAGCCUCCUGCGUCUGCCCCCUGUUCUCGUCCCAUUUUCUGCACGCCGACAGGAGGGACGUCGCGGGCUUCAUCAACUGCUGACGGCCGGCUAAGCUUGGAACGUACUACGCUUUUCUGUCGAACCCCUGCCUCCGACUGCUCAGUUUUCUCCGCCACGCCAGGCGACCGGCCGUUUGCUUCGCCCUCGUCUUUUCCGUCCACUACUGCUCCGCCUCCUAGUCGGCCGCAACCGACGCCUGCCUCAGCCACCAGCCCCGGCGAGCCGCCUGCGUCGAGUGUGCCUCUCUUCCAGAGCCGUAGAACCACUUCAGCAAUCCCGUUCGGAGCCACCAGCAUGCUUGCGAGUUUGCAAGGCACCCCUGUGACCCGCUCUCCUGCCAGAGACCCUCCGCCCCUGUCUCAAUGGCCUCUGCGACGCUCCUCCGCUGCGUCAGCCGGUUACGAGAACGAGGUUUCCUGCCUCAGUGUGAAACGAGUCGCAGCAAGCACGGCGAGAAAUGGCUGCCGCGCGUUGGAAACGAGUCCGUUGCCGUCUCAUGAGGAGGCAGAGGAUGGUUCCGCGCGAACGACUUUUGAGGCAGGAACACCCUUACAGUGCCAGCGAGGGCAGAGACGCACACGUAGUCCGAUCCAUUUUACUUCAGGCCACUUCUCUCUUGCUUCGGAGACUAGAGUCAAGAGUGGUGGGACCCGAAGAAUGAUUGAGGCGACUGGCACUCCCGAUUGGGGCGGAGUUCGACACCACGAAGGGCAGGCAGCACCUCCGCCCAGCCAAAACAGCACUCAGCAAGAAACUGAAUUCUCAGGGGAGAAUCAAGAAGGCGCAAGCUUCAGGCAGGCAUUCACUGGACGGCGUGUAACUUCGCAUGGGAACCAGGAGCCAACGUCCGGAGGAGGAUGGAGAGUGGAGCAGGAGCAUCAACCGAGCGAUCUGUCUUGCUCACCGCGAGGACUAGGCUCCAUCCACCCAGGAUUGUGUCCCGAGUCCGCACCUCUACGUUCCUUAAGAGGCAGCGACGACCCGGAUGGGACACACUCGCGAAAUACAGAGCGGCGCACCCGCAGCAAGAGACCAAGGGAACCCUCUGGCCGAACGCAGGCGGAGAUGCCAGUCCUGCUCGGUCGUUUAUCCGUCAGAGCCGACAGAGGCGUCGAGAGUUCUGGCGUUUCCGUCUGCGUGCCUCACGCUGACGUGAGGGGAGCAGCAGCGGCAACGGCGCGCAGCAGAACGGACGGCGCUGCGAGCGACAAAGCAGCUGCAGCUGAUGCCGUCUGCGGACUCGCGGACCAGAAGCAAGGAGCCGAGCGGAGCUGGUGCGCAGCCGCAGAGCGGGUAGACACAGGAGAGGAUCGGCGAUGCAAGCAGAGUGUCGGCGAAUCGCAGGAGGUGAUGCCAGCCGGCGAGAAGAGAGAGUGUGAGGAGGGCAAGGGCUCGACACACAUGGGCCGUCAAACUGCACUGCGUUCAAGGCACGCACGAAGUUCGUCGCGCAUUUCGUCUCUACAUCGAGCCACAUACAGAAGAGAGAACUGCACAGAGUCGUCUGCCCGCGUUCGACGUCAACCUGAAAGGCAGACGUGGCGCAAUAGUGACGACGAAGAAAACCGUGAGAGACAGGAAUGCGGCCCCAGCGAAGGUGACGAAUGUGAAAAGACGCGUCCGUUGCGCGGGAGCGCACUCGGGACACAGCAGCAACCUACGGAGUCAGAGGAGGUGCGGCCGACACAGGCUUCUUGCGCCGCAUCUUCUCCCUCGUGCAAUCGAGAGAAAGGCUCUCCUACUGCGGGUCGCUUUUCAGAAAGAGGAGGCGGCGCCAGGCAUAACACGCAACCGGCUGCAGUGCUGGAUUCUCCUUUACUUGCUACUUCUUCGGUUGCAGGUCGCCUGUCGUCAAAUGUGUGUGCGUAUUCGUCACUGCGUGGAAAUCCACUGGAAUCGCCUCAAAGCUCCCUUCGGAGAGCCUCGUCCCUUCGGAGAGCGUCGUCCCCUCGGGGCGGAACGGAGUCGUCUCUUUAUCUGAAGGGUCGAAUCAAGGAACCGUGGAUGCAGCGUGAAGCGAGCUCUUCGCAGCUAGGCGGCCUGAGAUCCGAGACCGAGUUCGCCGGGAAGAAUCCGGUCUACGGACAGGAAACGACUGCGCAGGCAGUCCUGCGUUGCAGAGAGGACUCCUUCCAACUUCAGUGGAGCCGGGACUGGGCGUCGCGUGAACCGGCCAGGCGGGAUCCGGGAACGAAACAGGGGUGGCGCUUCCUCAGGGACAUCCGCACGUUUGCAGACGAUUCUCAUUCUUCGCUGCUGUCCACGAAUGCACAGCGACAAAGGACGAAGGCAGAGGAGAACGGAAGGAGCAGUUUUUCGGACCGGUGCAUACAGACUCCUAUCACGCGUUCGAUCUCAGCUCCCGGCUGCGAGCCGCGGAGCCCCGGUCGGUCGCAGAGGAACGGCACCGAUCUCGGAGACAGGAGACCGAAGGCAGAGGGACGGCGACCCGUGAUUUCUGCGCCUGACGGCUUUGCGAGGUCGGAGGCCGCGCGCAGUGCGUUUCCCACGCUCUGCCUCCCUGGGAGGGAGACUGGGCGGAUGGAGCGAGGGCCUCGCCCGAAAGACAGAGCAGCGAGCGAGAGAACGGACGCCAUCGCGGGUGGUGAACAACCCCUCUCGCGGGACAUGCUAGCCCGAAGCUUUCGGCGCUCCCUUCGCUUACCGUCGAUGACCAGUCACUUCGGCGAGCCUACGGCGACCGCUGACAGAGCAGAGCCGGAGGGACCGCGGUUGCCGAAGUCUGCGAGGUCUCUUUCCUCGCCUUCGCUGUCUGAUUCCUUGUCCAGCUGCACAUAUUUCUCCAACCGGGUGGAGCAGCCCUCCCACUGCAGCAGAGCCUCAGACCCAGGCCCUUCCUCUCCGUGUCGUCCCGCGUUGCCGUCGCAACGAAACAACCAGAAACCCAGCAACAGCAUCAGCACCUUCUCGCAGCGAGCUUCAGCUGCUCCGUCUCCCGCCGGAGAGCGGCUGACUUCAGUGCUUGCCAGAGCCGACGAAUCUGUAGGCGCGAGAGUCAGUGGACACGCGCUGGAGGCGACAGGCGAUCGCCGUAAGCGAAUUCCGUCAGCUGCAAGCAAAUGCGAAAACCGCCUGUCCAGGCCUCAACAUUACGGCAUCCGCGUGGUAAGCCCCCGCAGCCCUGGCUCACCGGGUUCCCCAACAUCCGUUCGCCAGCCGUUGUCAGAGGCAAGCUCUAGGGCACUGUGUGCGUGUUUGAGGAUUCCAAGGGGCAGCUCUCGGAUGAGCGUGCGGAGGAGUGGCGGCACAAACAGAGGAGCGGGGAAACAAGGAAUUAGUCUGUCGUCCAACAACACGGACGAAACCGUUGGCUGCUCGAUUGACGAGCGUAUUGGACGCAUGGAAGGUCGCCACAUUUACCACGAUGUCGAGACUUAUCCAUCAGGUGCCCGGGAGGGGCUUGCAUCUCAAGCGGGAACGCAAGCUGACCAAGCGCGAAAAAGCGUGGAGGCCGUCAUACUCCCCCCACACCAGUCACGGCCCAGCUUCCUGAUUAGUCCCACAUUUAGUGCCCCGUUGCCCCCGCGCCGAACUCCUUCGUUCGACGGGGGUCGUAGUCUGGCAGUCGAUGCCGAGAAAGAAGCCAAGGCAACAGCUGAGGGUGAAAGGACGCGAGAGCAACUCAACGCACGAGGAACUACGGCCUACAUCAGUGAAACUUGCCGGCCGAAGCUGGAGGCGGGAGAGCGGCGGUCGUGCUCCAGCCCCUCUCUUCGGACUCGCUCCGCUUGCCUGCAUAUUUCUGCAUCGGGCAUCGUUCGUUGGGGAACCGUCACCGCGGGAGGCCGUGACGCGGACGGCCGGAGUGCGACAAAGCCAACGCUGGUAGAGCUGACUGCAGCAGACAGCAGAGUUCUGCAUCAAAUCCGAAGCGCCACACCUGGCGCGGCGUCGUGGACGGUGGGAGCAGAAAAACGCUUUUGUGGAGAUAAUGCCCUUGACGGCAGCACGGGCGGCUCGCCUUCCCCGCAGGCUUCUCCAGGCCCUGAGAAUGUCGACGGCCAGCAGGCGCUCAAUCCAAACUACCAGCAUCGACCUGGGGCUUCCUCCCGAGAUUCAAUGGUUGACUCAAAUUCUCCGCAAGAGCCUCGCGGAUCGAGCCGGUGCAAUGUGUGGCGGUUGAACGCGAGAGAGGAUCGAGGCGGAGAGCGCCGUGAGUCAAGAAUGCACAGUUCAAGCCACGUACAACGAGACGACUCUAACGCAUAUGAUACACAGAGUGUGUUCCCAGAGGAACAAGGUGCCAUAUCUGAGAGAGCCCGCGGCGCAGAAAUUCCCGUUUCCCGCUACCACGCGGCGCGUCGCUUAUCUACGGCCCUCCUACACAGGCGCGCCGGCAGCACUGAGCUUGAGACAGAGUGCCAAGGCUCACACGUGGUCACGCGCUCUUCCUUUGACGAUACUUCUGUCGUGCGCAGAACUGUGUGGGAAGUGCGCCCUGGUCGAUCCGUCUGCAGGUGCCCGGUUCAGCCGGACGCAACCCAGCCCGCCUCUGCGCGCUCCUCUUCAGGCGCUAUGGGAGGACAGAAAUCAACACAUUGCGUGGGCGCCUCUGUCAAGCUGCAGCGAGGAGCGGGCGCAGCGUUGUGCGUGGAGCUCGUGCCGUGCGGCCUCUGCGGUGGCUUCCCUGAAGCCCGGUUUGUGAGCGAAUACGGAAAUGCACUGUGA